Messenger RNA from Pomacea canaliculata, 1451 nucleotides. RefSeq names its product mannan endo-1,4-beta-mannosidase-like. The record is from RefSeq and is a predicted model, not a curated record. NCBI's taxonomy places the organism in Eukaryota, Metazoa, Mollusca, Gastropoda, Architaenioglossa, Ampullariidae.
GACAACCCAGGGUCUGUCAGAACCUGGUCAGUGUGUCCUGACCUUUUUAUCUCAGUGCUUUUCCCAGCGACUGCCAGAGGCUGGGUGUGUAUAAAACGAUCGCCGGUGCCAAGCUCAGUGAAAGAACAAAACUCCGACACCAAGAUGUUACGGCCUGUUGUGCUGGUGUUUCUGGCUUUGGCAGGGUCUGCUCUAGGUGGCUUUCUGAGUCGCUCAGGCACUGACAUCUGGCACAAUGGUGAGCGCAUCUUCCUAUCGGGUGCCAACACCGCCUGGGUGUCGUACGCCUACGACUUCGGCAACAACCAGUACCAGUAUCGUCGUGACCGUUACAUCUACCUCAUGGACAAGGUCAAGGAAGCAGGAGGCAACUCCAUGAGAACCUGGGUGCACAUCGAGGGUCAAACGUCGCCAAAGUUUGACAGCAGUGGUCACGUGUCCGGCCUUGACAAUGACGGCACCUUUAUCUCCGACUUCAAGCGUUACCUUGACGACGCACGAGCCAGGAACAUCCUCAUCUUCCCCACGCUCUGGAACGGUGCUGUUCACCAGCGGAACGAGCUGGGUGGCCUCAUCACUGUGGAGUCCAAGCUGCAGUCCUACAUCGACAAGGCGCUCAAGCCCUGGGUGCAGGCUGUGAAGGACCACCCAGCCCUGGGCGGGUGGGACAUCAUCAACGAGAUGGAGGGAAUCAUUAAAGCCGGCGAGUACAACUCCGAGCCCUGCUUCGACACGAUCCUGGGCGGCAGUGGCGCCGGGUGGGCGGGUGGCGGAUACCGUGCCCAGGAUCUGCUCAGGUUCAUCAACUGGCAAGCGGAUGCCAUCAAGCAGGUGGACUCAUCGGCUCUAGUGACGGCCGGCUCCUGGACGGCUCGCUCCAACACCGACAACUGGGGCAACAGGAACUUCUACAGCGACAACUGCCUCACCAAGGCCGGCGGCAGAGGAGGGGGGACCUUGACCUUCUACUCCACCCACACCUACGACUGGCAGGGCAACUUCCCUCAGGAGUCUCCCUUCAAGCACAGCUUUAACGACUUCGGCCUGGACAAGCCGCUGGUGGUGGCUGAGUUCAACCACCUGCAUGGCGGCGGCAUGUCCAUCGAGGAUCUCUUCCGCUACGCCUACGACCACGGCUACGACGGCGCGUGGACCUGGCACGCCAACGCCGACGGCAGCGACACGGACGACACGGACACACAGAUGCGCGGCAUCGCCGCCCUCAGGGGCAGGGUGGACUUCAACGGCAGGGUACCCAUCAACCUGUGAGCAUGCGCACCAUGACCGACACAAGCAGUGUAGCAAAGUAAUGGUGGGGACAAGUCUCACCUCAGCUUCCAAAACACUUUUGCCACGUGCAGUAAAUGUCUUCGUAAGCUCGACAUCUAUUCGUUUCAUCAGAACUCAUCAUCGUGUCUUUUAUUGAGAAUAAAUUCAAAAGUGAAAACAGC